Messenger RNA from Panicum hallii, 1417 nucleotides. Its product is annotated as putative hydrolase C777.06c. The coding region runs from base 79 to 1056 and encodes 325 amino acids. The record is from RefSeq and is a predicted model, not a curated record. Lineage: Eukaryota; Viridiplantae; Streptophyta; Magnoliopsida; Poales; Poaceae. The transcript is spliced from 10 exons.
UCGUCCUAUUCGCUCUCCUCCCCUCCACCAAUCCCCCGUCUCGUCACGGCCGCUCGCGGUCUCGCUCCGGCAAACCCAAUGGCCGCCGCCGCCGUCCCCAACGGCCACGCCGCUGCCGACGCGGCCCCUCCCUCCUCGUCGUCGCUGGUGUUCCUGGGCACGGGGUGCUCGAGCGCCGUCCCGAACGCGCGGUGCCUGAUCCAGCCCCCCGACCCGCCCUGCCCCGUCUGCUCCCAGUCCCUCUCCGUCCCGCCCGAGCUAAACCCCAACUACAGGUGCAAUACUUCUCUUUUGAUUGACUAUUGCCAAGAUGAAGGUGCACAUAAGUAUAUUAUAAUUGAUGUUGGGAAGACAUUCAGAGAACAAGUUCUGCGAUGGUUUGUUCGCCACAAAAUCCCUUGUGUUGAUUCUAUUCUUCUGACUCAUGAGCAUGCAGAUGCAAUCUUAGGCCUUGAUGAUAUUCGGGUUGUACAGGCAUUUAGUCCCACAAAUGAUAUUGAUCCAACCCCGAUUUAUCUCUCACAGUUUGCAAUGGACAGCAUCUCCCUAAAGUUCCCUUAUUUGGUCAAAAAGAAACUAAAGGAAGGGGAGGAGGUCAGGCGAGUUGCUCAACUAGACUGGAGAAUAAUCGAGAGUGAUCUUCAGAAGCCGUUUACAACUUCAGGGCUAGAGUUUGUUCCCUUGCCGGUGAUCCAUGGUGAAGACUACAUUUGUUUGGGUUUCCUUUUUGGAAGAAAAUCGAAAGUUGCUUACAUAUCAGAUGUUUCGCGGUUUCCUCCAAGCACAGAAUAUGCAAUUUCGAAGUCUGGUGGGGGCCAACUCGAUUUGCUCAUCUUGGAUUGCCUAUACAGGACAGGUUCUCACAAUGUGCAUCUUUGUUGGGACCAGACUCUAGAUGCUGUUAAGAGGAUUUGUCCCAGAAGAGCAUUGCUUAUUGGGAUGACUCAUGAGAUGGACCAUGACAAGGACAACCAAACAUUGGAAGAAUGGUCCAGGAGGGAGGGGAUAGAUGUGCAGUUAGCUCGUGAUGGCUUGCGUGUCUACAUUGAUCUGUAAUCGUGAGAGGACCAUGGCAUGCUCAGUGAACUGUACUAGGUUUCCUGCCGCUCUUAACAUUCAGCGUCCUCUUGUGAAGAAAGUACGAACUGACUUGGCUCACCAAUCAUCGUGUGAAACCAGUAGAUCUUCUGUUUUUACAUUUCAUAGUCUACACGUGAUUCCAAUAAAAAGUAAGUAAUGUAGUUGUUUCAGUGUCCCCACAAGUUGCUGUCCAUCUCCUUGAUAAAGUAGUUGAAUGGUUCCUGUCAAUUGGAAGCUACACUGCACCACAUGCAUAAUGCCAACCGGCAGCAGCAAGUAUUGCCUUUGGAGAGAAGCAUGGCUCCAAUGAGUCUGUGAAUACUGCAAGUUUUCUGAA